UCACUUUUUGUCAUUUUCAAAUUCCCCACCGUUUCGUCCCUUGUGAGUCCCGACGCUCACAGGGGACGGAACCCAGAUGACAGAUGCCGGCAUCCACCAGAUUACAUUGCCGGGGACACUGCAGGAGGGACAUCGCGGGAACGCAGGACAAGGUAAGUGAAGAACACAUGCCGGAGCAGUGCCGCAUGGUAUUCCCGAGUGUAGCUCGGGGUUACCGCUUUUGGUACUGAAAUGUUACCCCGAGCUACACUCGGGAAUACCGCCAAGGAGGUUAA
Molecule: messenger RNA, 275 nt
Organism: Staurois parvus
Lineage: Eukaryota; Metazoa; Chordata; Amphibia; Anura; Ranidae
Source: the annotation of a GenBank genome assembly